UUUUUACCUUAGCGCCUCAUCCGGCGCUCGCUCGUGAAAGGCUGAGGGAAGCCAGGCCGGGCUGGGUAGGCCUCGCGCGGGGCUAAAACUGCUGCGUAUUUAUAUAUGCAGUGCAUCUUUUUGAGCUCCCGAUACAUAACUUUGUUGAAUUUCUUCGGCCAGAAGCUAUCAUGCAAGCGAAAAGUUUCUAUCAAGAGUCUACUUGAAUGUAGGGAAGUGCUUGAUGGUUGACAAACAAAUUCCCACACAAGGUAGACCUAAAGCCAAGUAAGCUUUCAAUGCAAAUUAGAAGAGCUUGCAACUAAUUCUGGAGCUGUAAGCAUUGGCUUUAUGUGAUCAUGACAUUUCCUUGUGUUAGGAUGCUGCCCAUUUCUGGGUAGGACCUUAUUUCAAGUGCUGAAUAUUCCUUUUUUAAAAUGAAGCUUUAGUGAUAAGGAGCUUGCAAGUUUGAGUUUAAUUUUGUGAAGUUGUCCAUCAAGAUAUAGCUGUAGACGCUCCUGCUCUGUGGUCAUUGGGAGAUCCCUCGGAACCACAGGGAGCCCCUCAGAAGGCAGCCAUGGAGAAAAUGGCUAGGGUGACCACUGCCCUUGGAGGCAAUACCAUCACUGGACGGACCAUGUUCUGCCACCUGGAUGCCCCUGCCAAUGCCAUUAGUGUAUGUCGUGAUGCUGCCCAGGUAGUGGUAGCUGGGCGUAACAUCUUUAAGAUCUACUCUAUAGAAGAAGACCAAUUUGUGGAGAAGCUGAACUUGCGUGUUGGCCGCAAGCCAUCCCUGAACUUCAGCUGUGCUGACGUGGUGUGGCACCAGAUGGAUGAGAACUUGUUGGCCACAGCAGCCACCAAUGGCGUCGUCGUGACCUGGAACCUCGGCAAACCAUCCCGUAACAAGCAAGACCAGCUCUUCACUGAGCACAAACGAACAGUUAACAAGGUGUGCUUCCAUCCCACGGAGGUGUACAUGCUUCUCAGUGGCUCCCAGGAUGGCUACAUGAAAUGCUUUGACCUGCGCAAGAAAGAUUCUGUUAGCACAUUCUCAGGUCAAUCAGAAAGUGUGCGUGACGUCCAGUUUAGUAUACGUGAUUACUUUACCUUUGCUGCAACCUUUGAGAAUGGAAAUGUUCAGCUGUGGGACAUCCGCCGGCCUGACCGCUACGAGAGGAUGUUCACAGCCCAUAAUGGGCCCGUAUUCUGUUGUGAUUGGCACCCAGAAGACAGGGGCUGGUUGGCCACAGGGGGCCGAGAUAAGAUGGUAAAGGUCUGGGACAUGAACACCAACCGGGCCAAAGAGAUAUACUGUGUGCAGACAAUAGCCUCUGUGGCAAGGGUCAAGUGGCGGCCUGAAUGCAAACACCACAUUGCCACAUGCUCCAUGAUGGUGGACCACAACAUCUAUGUGUGGGAUGUACGCCGGCCUUUCAUCCCCUCUGCCAUGUUUGAGGAACACAAAGAUGUCACCACAGGGAUUGUGUGGCGUCAUCUCCACGAUCCUUACUUCCUCCUCUCUGGCUCUAAGGACAGCACUCUUUACCAGCAUAUCUUCAAGGAUGCCAUCCAGCCUAUUGACCGGGCUAACCCUGAGGGGCUUUGUUACAGCCUCUUUGGGGACCUGGCAUUUGCUGCCAAGGAGAGCCUCAUCUCCUCUGAUUCUAAUCGUAAGCGUGAUCGGCGCCAUCCUAUCUUCUUCAAGCGCAAGCUAGACCCCACAGAACAGUUUGAGUUCAUCUCCUCUUCCAGUGCCCUGAGUGUAUUUGAAGCAGACACAGAGUGCGAUGCUGGUAGCAUGGACUGGUUUGUGCGGACCGCCAAGCAGUAUGUGCUGACAGGGAGACCACUGGCAGAGCUGUGUGACCAUAAUGCCAAAGUAGCCAAAGAGCUCAAGCGCAACCAAGUUGCUCAGACGUGGACCAUGCUCCGAAAUAUUUACUCUAGCCCUAGCACUGUGCCCUCUUCAAACCUUAAUCACAGCAUUGGGAAGAGUAGUUCCAGCCUUCCACUCAUGAACAGCUUUAACUUGAAAGAUAUUCCUUCUGGGAUAGGCAGUGAAUCAAGGAUGGAGAGGAGCAAGGGAGAAAACCGACCUGAGAACAUCCUCAUGGAUUCUUCCUCCACACUGAUCAAUAACGAUGAGAACGAAGAGACUGAAGGCAGUGAUGUCCCUGCAGAUUAUCUCCUUGGGGAUGUGGAAGGAGAUGAAGAUGACCUAUACAUGAUAGACCAUGAGAAUCCUCACACUGAGGAGCAAGAGUACAUCCUUCCCCAGGAGGCCUUUCCUUUGCGUCAUGAGAUUGUGGACAAUCCCUCUGCACUGGAUCACUUACAAGACAAAGCAGACUCCCCACAUGUCAGUGGCAAUGAGGCAGAGACUGUGUCGCUGACACCUGUGGAAUCUUUCUCCUUGAUCUCCAUCUCUCACUCUCUGUAUGAUAACCGUCUGCCUGCUGACUUCUUCAGCCCCAUUGUCCGUGACAUGUUGCUCUUCUAUGCUGAGCAGGGGGACGUGCAGAUGGCGGUGUCUGUACUUAUCGUGUUGGGGGAUCGUAUCCGGAAGGAGAUUGAUGACCAGGCACAGGAACACUGGUACACUUCGUACAUUGACUUGCUGCAGCGCUUCCAGCUGUGGAACAUCUCCAAUGAGGUGAUCAAACUGAGCACGUGCAGAGCCAUCAACUGCCUCAACCAGGCCUCAACCACACUGCACAUCAACUGCAGCAAUUGCAAAAGACCCAUGAGCAACAAAGGCUGGAUUUGUGACAGAUGUCGGCAGUGUGCCAGCAUGUGCGCUGUGUGCCACCACGUAGUGAAGGGUCUGUUCGUGUGGUGCCAGGGCUGCAGUCAUGGUGGCCACCUGCAGCACAUCAUGAAAUGGCUGGAGACCAGUUCUCAUUGCCCUGCAGGCUGUGGUCACCUCUGUGAAUACACCUGAACCUAAUGGGAGUCUUUGUCCGCUGGAAAACAAAACCUUGACGCACUGGCUGCUUAGAACUGGCACUGAGCUCUGUUUGUGGGAGGCAUUAGAGACAUAGUUGCACAAGAGAACUUAGUGAGUAGGAUACUGUGAAGAGAAGGUGACCUUCAUUACUUCACAAAAAGCAGUGAAACUUUAAACGCUCAGGCGAUUCUUCUUGAAAGCUUCUGGUCACUUAACAUCCUCCCCCUUUUUUACUGCUGCAUAAUUAUUAUUAUUUUGUUAUCACGAUUCUGCACAAACCUACUUCUUAAUGAGCCAAGAUGGCACCAUGAGACACUUUUGAGUUUCAUUCCACUUUUUAUACUGAAUUAAAUGAACACAGUGAACUUUACUGCUUGCUGCUUUCUAUAGAGUUCCCGAAUCCUUUUGCAUAAAUGCUCCUAAAAUUAGUGAGCUAUGGCACAGCAUCUGAAUUCCUCCCUCAAAGAGGAAAUCUCUUUCCAGGAUAUGUGUUCAGGAUAUGUAUUAAGCAACAUUUAAAUUUCCUGCUCCCGGAUGCAGAACACAAACCACUGGCCAGCAAGGGAAUACCAUACUGGUUACCACUUUUAGAACUUUGUGGCAAAUUGCAGACUGAUAAAAUGCUUUACAAGAACUGGAGUUCUCUAAUGAUCAUCUUAAUGAGCUUCUCCAAGUCAGGGAACAAAUGGUUAUGGCUAUUACUUAGAAGUAAGUCCCAUGAUGUUCAGUGGAGUUUACUCCCAGUGCAUUAGCAACAUAAGGCAAAUUAGAAUUACUGCAGAUAAUAUCUAACAAGUGUCAAGUCAAACAAUAUUGUUGUUUUUCCCCUGGUCUUUGGUACUGCUAUUCUUUCCAUUUAAUCUGAAACAUCAGCCUUCCAUGCUACAGCAUGGCAUAGUUGGUCAAGUUCAGUUUAUUGAUCCAAAUGAUCCCUAAAUCUUGGUGCUGCUUGCCUGGCCAGUUAUUCCUACCUUACGCCCAUGCUGCUGCUCUAAGCUUUAUAUCUCAUACCAUGGAGAUGUAAAAGGAGAUGUAAAAACAAUCAUCUGUUGACGAGUUGAAAAAUUAAAUAUGGAUUAGGUCAGAAGCAGCCAGCAUUCAUACCAUCUGCGAAAGAACUGUUUCAAUGUUUAAUAUAAUGUGCUGCCAUUUUAUUUAAAUGGUUUUUAAUUUCUCAGGAUAUAAAUUAGGACAAUCAUGAACAGAUUAUAUUCUGGUUCACGCUCAGUUUGAGAUGUUUAAAUUGUGGCCCACUGUGAGUCAAAAGCUGUCUACGCAUCAAUUAAAUUUAUUUUAAAUUGCGUGGGAAAGGGUAUCCAAACCUCAGAUGCUGCGGUCGACUGUGAGUAGGACCACUUUGCUUCAGAGGACAGCCAAGAUUCUAGAACCUGGUCAUGUCAAGGGUCUCAUUAUGGGAGGGAUUCUGGAACCUCUGAACCAAUCACACCCUUUUUCCAAGAGGAGGGUUAAGUGGAAGGCCUGGCAGCUCUUUG
This is a messenger RNA of Zootoca vivipara (common lizard), 4422 nucleotides long. The record is from RefSeq and is a predicted model, not a curated record. NCBI's taxonomy places the organism in Eukaryota, Metazoa, Chordata, Lepidosauria, Squamata, Lacertidae.